Messenger RNA from Microsporum canis CBS 113480, 486 nucleotides. Its product is annotated as phosphotyrosine protein phosphatase. The record is from RefSeq and is a predicted model, not a curated record. NCBI's taxonomy places the organism in Eukaryota, Fungi, Ascomycota, Eurotiomycetes, Onygenales, Arthrodermataceae. The transcript is spliced from 2 exons. The coding region runs from base 1 to 486 and encodes 161 amino acids. Gene Ontology annotation, biological process: protein dephosphorylation. Gene Ontology annotation, molecular function: protein tyrosine phosphatase activity.
AUGACGGUUUCAGUGCUGUUCGUCUGCCUGGGCAACAUCUGCCGCUCGCCCAUGGCUGAGGCCGUGUUCAGACACAUCGCCAGCAAGAGGUCGACCGUCUCGUUCUCGAGGCUGGACUCUGCUGGGACCUGCGCCGCGCACCUCGACGACCCCCCAGACCCGCGGACGAUGUCGACGCUGAAGAAACACGGCAUCACGGACUAUACGCACGCUGCUCGACGGGUCCGGACGUCAGACUUUACGGAGUUCGACUACAUCAUUGCCAUGGACAGGGAGAACCUCGACUCCCUGCUCUCCACCCGCAGCAGGGCCAAGGGCGAGAAGCUCGCCGAGGUGAGGAUGUUUGGGGACUUUGGCGCAGACGCAGCCACGGAGAGCGAGGAGGUGCCUGAUCCUUACUACGGGGGCAGAGACGGCUUCGACCGUGUCUACGAGAUGGUCACCAGGCUGUCCAACGGCUUUAUAGACUAUCUGGAGCAGAAGUAG